AUGGCUGAUAAGCAGCGAUAUCCUUAUGAUCAAGAACAUUGGUGGCGUGACUUUUUGCCUAAUCAAGUACACAGACCAUUCGAUAUCUUAUCUUCUUUACCAAAACAGCAACAGCAACCACAACUAAUAGCAACAAAACCAGAGAAGAAGAAGACGAAGAAGAAGAAGAAAAGUCGUGGCAAUCGAGCCGAACAAAAUUUUCAGCGAAGAUUGCGCAAUCCAAAUUUGAAUGAUGAAACCAGGGCAUUCUUAAUACAAGCAACAGCAGAAAGAAAACGGGAACAACAACAAAGUGUUCCUAAUACUAUAAUAGAAGUAAACAAAAUUAAUCAUCAAAUCAGUCAAAUGGCAGAGGAUACACAAAUGAUGAUUCCAUUCGAUGAGAUCAUUGCUAAGUCUAAUUCGACGAAACGCAAACGCUAUACAUCAACUAAAAUUGAUAGACAUCUCAGUCAAUCUUUCAGUCGAUUGUCGAUUUCACAAGGAUAUUCCAAGAAAAAGAAGAUUAAAAAUAUUCAAACCAACAAUAUUGCGUUACAAAUGAUCGACGAUCUGAAUGAUCAAGCAAAAUUAUCAGCUCCAAUGUUAAGGUCUACUUUUGUACCUCAAUAUUUAACAGUAUCCGAUCGGAAAUUUAAAGAUAUGUUAUUAAACGUAGUCCCUGAUGGCCAUAAAAUUUAUGAACGGUUAGAUAGUGCCGAAAAGUUAAAAUCAACACGUCAAUUAGCUCAUACCUUUAAUAUGAUGUAUUAUUUUAAAUUACAACAAGAAUUAUGGAAAGAUUAUUUCGAUUUGAGUGUGACUGCGGGUAUUUGGGCUCCACGAGUACUGAAAUCGGAAGCAAAGCAACAUUAUACUUGUGUAUCCUAUGGUCGAUCUGAGAAACUUGUUGAACAACGUCAAAAAACUAUUCAACAUCAAAUGAAUCGAACAAAUCAUGAGCUACAACAACAAUUGAUUUAUCUACCAGAAUGGACUGAAAAUGUUCAGCCAUUCAUCGAUUCAAAAUUUCUCUCAUCAGCUGUGGAAGCAAUGGUUAAACAUGGUCAAUAUCGUUUAAAUAUGGAAUUCAAACAUAAACGUGCAAUGUUAAAAUUGGAUGCUGAUGAUCAUCGUUUCAUUUCAGCCGUAUAUGCAUUGGAACCGACUGAAAAACAGAUUGUACUGAUCAAAAUGUAUUGGCAAGCUAUAGCUAAUGAACAGAAAGCACUGGAAGAAGUGGAAAUUCUUCGAAAACGAGUGUCAUUAAGACGACUUCCUCAAUCAUUUGAUAAAAUUCUUAAUGAAUCCAUUGCUGCUAUUCAAACAAUGCUUUCACAUGCUAUUCUACAUAAAGAUCGACGU
Rotaria sordida is the source of this 1344-nucleotide messenger RNA. Lineage: Eukaryota; Metazoa; Rotifera; Eurotatoria; Philodinida; Philodinidae. The record is from the annotation of a GenBank genome assembly.